Molecule: messenger RNA, 628 nt
Organism: Hippocampus zosterae (dwarf seahorse)
Lineage: Eukaryota; Metazoa; Chordata; Actinopteri; Syngnathiformes; Syngnathidae
Gene: rpp14
Product: ribonuclease P/MRP 14 subunit
Exons: 6
Coding region: 149-535 (128 amino acids)
Biological process (GO): tRNA 5'-leader removal
Cellular component (GO): ribonuclease P complex
Source: RefSeq, a predicted model, not a curated record
CGAUAGAGGGCAGUGGUAAACGCUUCUAACGAGCAUUACAUCACACAAAGAAGAAAGGGAUCGCGCAGUCGCAGACUGAAAACAAAACAUGUAAAAUUGUAAAGCGUUUGGUAAAACUACUAAAACUAGCCGCUGAUGCUUGAACAGGAUGAAUCCCGAGAGCAAGGACGAGCCUGUUGUUUACCAAAGUGUCGUGUUGAAGAACGCCGCUCCGUAUCAGUACAUGAAAGUCUGCCUCGUGCUGGAGGACAAGUCCACCAAAGUGAGUGCAGUUGACCUGAAGCAGUUCAUCGUCACUGGCUUAAAGAGUCUCCAUGGAGAGGUGGGUGCCGCGUUACACUUUGAUGUGCUGAAGUACGACGAAGACACCCUCACUGCUUUCCUGCGUGUAUCCACAAUUGGCUUGGUGAAGCUGUGGAGCUCGUUGACACUGCUGGGCUUCUACAACAAACAGAGCUGCGCUUUUCGAGUGCUACAGGUGUCACCAUUCCUGCUGUCUUUGACGGGAAACAGUCGUGAGCUGGAGCUGGAUUGACACCGCAGACAAUUGACGAGAACCAUGUGGAGUCAAGUCAGAACUUUGCUGUCCUCCUCCAUCCCGACGACGGUGGCGGGAGCACGGCUUCAC